UUCAGCUCAGUCAGCCGACAGUCGCGAAGGUGGAAUGACUUGGAUCGCCGUGCUCAUCGUUUGCCUAGCAGCAAUCGCUGUCCGGGGGGAAGUCCCGAUUGCGACGAGGGCCGAGUGGAACGCCCGACCUCCGAGUGGCCCCAUGGACAGCAUGGAGACGCCCCUUCCCCGGGCUGUGAUCGCCCACACAGCCGGAGGCAGUUGCUCCGACGAUGUCGCGUGCUCCCAGCAGGUGCGAAAUCUGCAAAACUACCAGAUGUCCAGGCAGAAGUUCUCCGACAUAGCCUAUCACUAUCUGAUCGGCGGCAAUGGCAAGGCGUACGAGGGCAGGAGUGCGAACCAGAAGGGAGCAUUCGCUGCUCCCAACAACGAUGGAUCACUGGGCAUUGCCUUCAUCGGUAACUUCGAGGAGCAGGCGCCCAGUCAGGAGGCCUUGGAGGCCGCCCAGAAGCUCCUGGAACACGCAGUAAAAGAGGGUCAGCUGGUGGAGAACUACAAGCUAUUGGGACAUCGCCAAGUCAGUGCCACCAGAAGUCCAGGAGAGGCACUCUACAAUCUAAUACAACAAUGGCCCCAUUGGUCUGAGCAAAUAUAACAUUCUGAAUACACAUCUUAAGUUUCGACACGUAAAGACCACUCCUUACACAUUUAUUUGUAAAUAUAAUUAUAUAUAAUUUGUUUUUUGCUUAAAUACGAAUACUAAAAUUGUAAUUUUGUUGAUCUGUUUCCGAUGUA
Drosophila takahashii is the source of this 735-nucleotide messenger RNA. RefSeq names its product Peptidoglycan recognition protein SD (gene PGRP-SD). Gene Ontology annotation, biological process: peptidoglycan catabolic process; innate immune response. The record is from RefSeq and is a predicted model, not a curated record. NCBI's taxonomy places the organism in Eukaryota, Metazoa, Arthropoda, Insecta, Diptera, Drosophilidae. Gene Ontology annotation, molecular function: peptidoglycan binding; N-acetylmuramoyl-L-alanine amidase activity; zinc ion binding.